AUGAAGAAGUCUUUGACGUGUCAAACUUCAGAAUCGGAUUCAGAUGAUGAGGAGGAUAUAGGCAGGGUGAAAAGAGCACCUAAACCAAUCCACUACUAUGGUGACACUGACUAUGAAAGUGAACGUGAAGACGUGGCUAAUAAAACAAAAGUUCCCUUGAAAAGAUUUUCAAAACCUCAACAGUCAACUGGACCUUGCAUGUUCUCCCCACAUUCUGCACCUCUGGUACCAUCACCACCUUUACCAUCUGUGCCACCUUGUCGCUCACCACCACAUUCUUUGCUUCAGGUGCCACCUCCUUACCAGUCACUAUUGCUCUCUGAAAAUACAUCUCAACAAAUUUCCACGAGCCUUCCAAAAAUGAAAAAUACUUCUGAACUCUUCAAGCCUACUUACAGAGUGGGUCGAUGUGGAACAGAACCAAUACCUUGUACUGCUGCAGAUCUUCAUAUCCUCACAUUGCUUGAACAUGUGAAGCACCAGCUGUCACAAUUGGCUGCCAUGAUCAGUUCACUAUCUGGGCGGCUAAACAUUGAAUGCUCACCUGAUAUGCCUGAGGUGGUCCAGUUUCCUUUACAAUCAUUGGUGGAAGUGGAUGACUUUGAGGCCUGCUUGAAACAACCAACCAAUGCUUUGAAGAAAAAGAACAUGAUUUCUGUACUGGCAUCUAUCGGAGGACAAGAUACCAAGCGUGUCACUUGGAAUAUUCUUUCACAUAUUUUUGGAGAUGAUGUUGCAAAAAAGAUAAACUGGAAGGGAGUGAAUGAAAAACGGGCCUUCGGUCAAAUGGCAACCAAAACUCUUAUUAUGCGUGCAGUUCGCCAGAGUCACAUGGCAGCCAAAGCUACAGAUGUGGAAAUUAAUAAAUUUGCCAUUAGAUGGUUCAAUUUGGCAGCUGACCGUGGUGGUGGUCGCAAGGAACGCUGCAGGAGAGUGCAGGCAGCAGUGCCUUCUGAAUCAGGACUGAUGUAA
This is a messenger RNA of Polypterus senegalus (gray bichir), 972 nucleotides long. RefSeq lists its product as uncharacterized. Bases 1 to 972 code for a protein of 323 amino acids. The transcript has 5 exons. Lineage: Eukaryota; Metazoa; Chordata; Cladistia; Polypteriformes; Polypteridae. The record is from RefSeq and is a predicted model, not a curated record.